Molecule: messenger RNA, 1446 nt
Organism: Hypoxylon trugodes
Lineage: Eukaryota; Fungi; Ascomycota; Sordariomycetes; Xylariales; Hypoxylaceae
Exons: 1
Coding region: 379-1407 (342 amino acids)
Source: RefSeq, a predicted model, not a curated record
GGCCUAUUCCUCAGCGAUGUUAAGUAAGUUGCAUGGGUAAGAUACCGUAAAGAGACACAGCGCGCACCGAGACGGAUUGCUAUAACACAUCCCCACCACCCGCGGCAACACGAGUUUCUUACCCUCCUCUUUCUUCUUCACGAGAUACUCGUCCACCGUUCUCUUCUUCUUAUUUGCGGUUGUAGGCGUACACGCUAAUUCCCAGUCAUUGGGAACGCCUAGCUCCGGUUGCCGUCUUUUUUAUUAUUAUUCGUCUUUCCCAUCUGACUGGCCCCCCUCUCUUUCGCAAGCGCUCUCCACCGCCUUUACAAAUAUUCCUUGUCACUUUUCCUCUGUCUUGGAAAAAAAAAGUGUUGCCCUAAAACUACCUCUUAUACAAUGCCCCCACAACUACUGCCGGCCUCGGCUGCCGCCUUUGCGCCGCGAGCUUCCUCCGUUAAUGUUGUCUUGGGUUCUAAGGUCGAGCCGUGGUUAACGCAGACGCUGAAGCGCAUCAACAGAGUCAAGAGGCCGCUUAACAGCAUACCCCAGCACCAAAGAUGUCUGACCGAGACACUGUCGUCGCCAAACGCCAUCUGGACUCUAACGUCGUUGAUGUUGCCCAAGGCUCCCGAGUCCGAGUUGCGCAAGGAUUCUAACCCGUUGAUAGAGGCCCUCUUCAACUACCAGCUCAUACAUAUCGAGGCUUAUAUCGUCCAUGUCGAUAUGGUUCUACGUAAUGAGGUCGCAUAUAAGUUGACACCCGACUCGAUAGAAUCUCUCAUCGUGUAUCACAAGGAAAUUUACUGUGUCAACGCCAAGGCCGAUACUUACGACUGGCCCGAGAAGGAACAGCACGCCAAAAAGUUACACGAAGACUUUGUCCAAGCGAUCAAUAAAUUCGUCUUUAGAACACAUGUUUCUGCCCUCGAGGGUCUGGAAGAGGAGGGAGCUGGAGAGUUGCUUUGUGGGAAAAGCGAAGAGGUCAAGAACAACAUCAUGGGAUUGUUGAAUAAGCCCCUGCUUCCGCCGCCGCCGAAGAUCGUUGACGUUGUCCGGCAACCGCCAUUAUUGCCAAGUUCGCCAGUGGGUGCUGGCAUUUGGUCGCAACCUACUCACUCGCCUGCAGUACCCGCUCCGGUUGACCCAUGGCGGGUGCUACCUUCAAGCCCCAGCGUCACAUCUACUUCCGUAGACUCGAACACGCCAAUAUGGGCAAACAUGGCCUUACAUGAGAUCCAAGUACCAUCGAGCAUGCCGUAUAGCCAGCCAUACACUACGGCCGAAAUGUUCUACAGCUCACCGAUGGUGACAUCUUCAAUUCCUGCGCUACCACUUCCAAGCAUGUUGGCGUCGCAAUGUGGCGUGGGUGCUGGGUACGGGGGAUUCGGCUGGGAUCGAUAUCAAGAGUAUACGACGACCAUAUGACAACCACCGUCCACCACGGGGGAUCACUACCCAGUGGUC